AAUGAAAACAAGAUUGUAGAGUAUAAAGUAAGAGAUGGGAAAAAGCUUGAACCUGCUGAAGUAAAUCCAUUAAUCAAAAAAGAAGAACAUUCAAAUCUUAAAGAGAAAAUAAAGAAAAUAGAAACUGAACAGAAAAAAGUAAUUCCAAAAAAUAUUACAGAUCAGAUACAAAGACAAAUAAAAGACUGGGAGGAGAAAGAUAAGAUGUUCGUGUCUACCAGAGCCAGUGAUUACGUCAUGGAAUGUUUACAGGACAACAGUUGCUUGACAUUAACUGCCCCAUCGGGAGUUGGAAAAUCAUUUAUUGCAAGACACACAGCACUUCUGUUAAAGAAGGAAGGAUACAAUAUAAUACCAGUGUACUCACCAACAGACAUAAGAGAUUAUUAUCAGCCUGGUAAACAGACAGUCUUCAUUGUAGAUGAUAUUUGUGGAAAUUUCAGUGCCAACCAACAACAGAUUGAUAACUGGAAACAACUGCUACCUGUGAUAAACACAAUUAUUGCAGACAAAUGUUGUAAGAUAAUUGUAUCGUGUAGGUUACAAGUCUAUAAAGAUGAAAAGUUUGGUAUAUUAUCACCUUUUAAAUCUUGUGAAUGUAACUUAAUAUCAGAUAAGUUAUGUCUUACAUAUGUGGAGAAAACAAAUAUAGCAAAGGCCUAUAUUGGCACAAGCAUGAAAGAUAUUCAUGAUUUAUCACAAAACUGUGAUUUUUUUCCACUAUUGUGUAGUUUAUAUCAUGAAAAAAAAGAUGUAGAUGUAAAAGAAUUUUUCAAAAAUCCUUUUGCUGUCUAUAAAAAUGAGCUAGACAGGUUAAGUAAGCAUGGUGAUGAAGAGAAAUAUAAAAUAUGUAGUCUUGCUUUAUGUGUUCUCUUUAAUAAUCACCUUGACGAAAAAUGGUUCUUGGAUAAAGUUACAAAGAGGCAAAAACAGAUCAUAAAAGACACAUAUAAUGCUUGUGGAUUGGACAGAGGAAUAUCCAAGGUAAAACUGCAACAUGCCCUUGACACCCUAGACGGUACAUUUAUCUGUAAACAGAAUGGUAUUUAUAGAACUAUACAUGAUAAAGUAUUUGACUUUCUUGCUCAUUAUUUUGGUCAGAAAAUGAUUGAAUGUUUAAUAGACCAUGGUGAUAGUGGUUUAGUACAUGAACGUUUCAUCUGGCAGAAGUCACCAGAUGACAUGGCCAGUUACAUAGACUUCAUUAUUGAAAUACCAGAUGAUUAUUUAGAAUCAUAUUUAAAAAGGUUUAUAAAAGACUGGUCUGUAGGAAAUGUGUCAGAUGUAUUCAGUAAUAAUAAUAUUAAGGACUCAUCAUUCAGACAAAAGUUAUUACAGUACUUACAACAACUACAUAAACUACAACAAGUAACAUUAGCCAACACCAAGGAUACAGUGAGACCAAAGGAGGACUGUGGAUCAGGAAAUACUCCACUGAUAUGGACUUGUUAUGAUGGUUAUACUGAUAUGGUACAGUGGAUGUUACAUAAUGAUGCGGAUGUGGAUCAGUGUAGAGAUGAUGGAGUUACUGGACUGAACAUGGCAAGUCAGGAAGGACAUACUGAUGUAGUAAAGUUACUGUUAGAGAGGAAUCCUAAUGUUGAUCUAUGUGACAAGGAUGGCUGUAGUCCUCUGUACAUGGCAAGUCAGAAUGGACAUACUGAUAUAGUAAAGUUACUGUUAGAGAGGAAUCCUAAUGUUGAUCUAUGUGACAAGGAUGGCUGUAGUCCUCUGCACAUGGCAAGUCAGAAUGGACAUACUGAUGUAGUAAAGUUACUGUUAGAGAGGAAUCCUAAUGUUAAUCUAUGUAACAAGGAUGGCUGUAGUCCUCUGUACAUGGCAAGUCAGAAUGGACAUACUGAUAUAGUAAAGUUACUGUUAGAGAGGAAUCCUAAUGUUGAUCUAUGUGACAAGGAUGGCUGUAGUCCUCUGAACAUGGCAAGUCAGGAAGGACAUACUGAUGUAGUAAAGUUACUGUUAGAGAGGAAUCCUAAUGUUGAUCUAUGUAACAAGGAUGGCUGUAGUCCUCUGAACAUGGCAAGUCAGGAAGGACAUACUGAUGUAGUAAAGUUACUGUUAGAGAGGAAUCCUAAUGUUGAUCUAUGUAACAAUGAAGACUGUAGUCCUCUGUUACAGGCAAGUUAUAAGGGAAAUACUGAUAUAGUAAAGUUACUGUUAGAGAGGAAUUCUAAUGUUGAUCUAUGUAACAAUGAAGACUGUAGUCCUCUGUACAUGGCAAGUCAGAAUGGACAUACUGAUAUAGUAAAGUUACUGUUAGAGAGGAAUCCUAAUGUUGAUCUAUGUAACAAGAAUGUCAUUAGUCCUCUGUACAUGGCAAGUCAGAAUGGACAUACUGAUAUAGGAAAGUUACUGUUAGAGAGGAAUCCUAAUGUUGAUCUAUGUAACAAGAAUGUCAUUAGUCCUCUGUGCAAGGCAAGUAAUAACGGAAAUACUGAUAUAGUAAAGUUACUGUUAGAGAAGGAUCCUAAUGUUGAUCUAUGUGACAAUUAUGGCUGUAGUCCUCUCUACCGGGCAAGUCAGAAUGGACAUACUGAUAUAGGAAAGUUACUGUUAGAGAGGAAUCCUAAUGUUGAUCUAUGUAACAAUAAUGACUGUAGUCCUCUGUACAUCGCAAGUCAGAAUGGACAUACUGAUAUAGUAAAGUUACUGUUAGAGAGGAAUCCUAAUGUUGAUCUAUGUGACAAUAAUGGUGAUCAGGUCUUGUAUUAAUAACCACACCAGUAUAGUCCAAUUAUUAGUUAAACAUAAACCAAACAUUAAUACCAAAACAAUGUUUGGUAAUAAUGCCAUAUAUUACAGUGUACAGAAUGGAAGCGUAGAUAUAACAAAGUUACUGUUAGAGAACAAUGCUGACUGUAAUAUAUGUAUCCAUAGUAAACAAGAUUUAACAGAUACAUUUACUAACCAUCCAAAGUACACAUUAGAUCAAGUAAAACAAGAAUUAUUUAAUAACCUUGUAAUUAAUACUCCAUCCCAUGGAGCAGCCUAUAUCAGAAAGAAUUCAGUAGAGUAUGCCUUUGAUGUAGUAGCUGGUUCUUCUCCAUUACACAUUGACUGUUUUAAGGGUAUAGCAUAGAUGUAGUCCGUUGUCUUCUGAAUCACAAUGCUAACAUCAACAUGACAAAAGAAGAUGGAACAACACCAUUAUUUUAUGCGAGUGAAAUAGGACAUGAGGAUAUUGUACGUUUAUUAUUAGAUAAAGGUGCAGAUACACAGAUAUGUAGACUUGAUGGGAAAUCCCCUUUAAACAAGGAAUUAUUUGAAUCUGGAAUAAUUAUGAAUUCUGGAAAAUUGAUUAGAAAUGUAUGAUGAAAACUAACCCAACUAAAUAGGGUUAGCCAUGCGCGCAUGGCUAAUGUUAAUUUUAAUUUCACUAUCAUUUCAGUAUGAACUAGCUAACCCCCCUUAGCCAUGCACGCAUGGCUAACCCUAUUUAGUUGGGUUGGUUUUCAUCAUAAAUUACUCAUCAAUUUUCCAGAAUUCAAAAUUAUUCCAGAUCCAAAUAAUUCCUUGUUUUUACAGAUUUCUACAGAUAAUGGACAUACUUCUAUAGUAAUGAUAUUAACCAAUCACACAAAGAAGGAGGACAAAGUUUUUUCUUAACUCUUGUUCUUUAGUCAGUGGUUCUUUAUGACAUGUGAAAAAACAUGCAAGGGAUGUUGAAAUGUUUCCUUCUAAACUCUUGUUAAUUGACAAUUAAUAGUGUUUGCAAAAUCAAAUACAUAAUAAAAUGUGGCUGGAACAUGCUCUCUUGCUUAAACCACAUGCUAACUAAAACCCGGAUGAAGUAACAAUGGGGCAAAUCUAGUACAAGGCGUUAUCAAUUAGGUACAAUGAGAGUUGCCUUCCAUUGUACGCCUUUAGUCAGUGGUUUGUAAUACAUGUAAAAGCAUGCAGCAGACAAGACGAAAAACCUUCUUUUGUUAUUUUCUUGUUGAUUGUGUUUGUUUAAUAUGUUUGAUAUCUACUGCUAUUCAUUCCCUUACUUUCUCUUCCUUCUUCACAUUACAUGAAUAUUUCUUAAUUUUAUGACCAGGAAUAAAAGAAACAUUUUAGAUUUAGAUGCAGUAAAAGCAUUUUGUUGAUGCCAAUGAAUAAAACUGUAGACAUUGUAAUUCUAUCA
Molecule: messenger RNA, 4144 nt
Organism: Mytilus californianus (California mussel)
Lineage: Eukaryota; Metazoa; Mollusca; Bivalvia; Mytilida; Mytilidae
Product: ankyrin-1-like
Exons: 4
Coding region: 205-2730 (841 amino acids)
Cellular component (GO): cytoplasm
Molecular function (GO): protein binding
Source: RefSeq, a predicted model, not a curated record